AACUCAGCGCUUCCCGACUUCCAGAGCGGCUCAGGCACUUGGCAGAUGACGAUCGUCUCUCAUUUGCGGAUCGCCCGUUGCAGGACGGAGCCGAUGACAUCGACCGGCCUCGCUGCACGGCGGCCCACGACUUAUCUUCGUGUUCGCAACCACUUUUUUUUUCUUCUAGCCAGAUCAGUGCCUCGUGAAACGCUAUUCGUACCUACUAGCCCUUACUCCGCACACUUUAUUCCUCUUCACUAUCCCCUCAUUCUGUUCGCCAUUCUGCUCUUCGGUUGAUCCCCUCCCCAUCUAGCCCCUUCCCUCCCUUAUCUACUUGGACCCUUCUUUCCGCGCAUCUCGACACAACCACCACUCCCAACUACCGUUACAAUGAGUCUCUGUGGUCGCCAAAAGGUUGUUCGACGUAAGAUGGUGCUAUUAGGGGACGGCGCUUGCGGCAAGACCUCGGCCCUGAAUGUCUUCACCAGAGGAUACUUUCCUACGGUCUAUGAGCCUACUGUAUUCGAAAACUACGUGCAUGAUAUCUUCGUGGACAAUGUACACAUGGAAUUGUCGCUAUGGGAUACGGCCGGCCAGGAAGAAUUUGACCGACUGCGCGCGCUAUCAUACGAGGACACACACGUGAUUAUGCUUUGUUUCAGCGUUGACAGUCGCGAUUCGUUCGAGAACGUGGCGAGCAAAUGGAUUGAAGAGAUCUCGGAGAACUGCGCCGGCGUCAAAUUGGUGCUUACUGCCCUCAAGUGUGAUCUGAGAAAGGAUGAGUUCCUCAACGACAACCCGAACGCGAUCACCUACGAAGAAGGACUGGCGAAAGCCAAGGAAAUUGGUGCUGUGAAAUACCUGGAGUGCUCCGCCGUGCAGAAUCGUGGUAUCAUGGAAACAUUCUACGAAGCUGCAAAGGUCGCCCUGGAAGUCAGAACUCAGGGCUCUAACGGAUCUGGCGAACGGUGUGUCAUUCUCUAGACAUGCCGCUGGCCAUCCUUCAUGACUUGUCGACUAUUGCAUUGCUCUGUUCUUAUACCCUUCUACCUGCUUGCUCUUCAGCCAUUGAGCUGGAUCAUUUGCUGUGACCGUUCCAACCGGGGGAAUGCCCUGGUUUUCCCAUCACUGGCAUCGAGCUAUCAUAUCCUGGGCGUUUUCAGCCUGUCAUGCCUUGCUCUGUUCUCUUCUCUAUAUAUACUUGUUGGACCCCUUGUUGUAAUCCUGUAUACCUAAUGUUUGCUCUGGGGAUACCUUCCAGAAAAGCGCGCCAGUCGGGACUCACCCAUGGCUGCUUAUCUAUAUUCCAUCAUUCGCUCUGGUCGAUCACCGCAUCGACCAUUGGUAUAGA
Messenger RNA from Aspergillus costaricaensis CBS 115574, 1333 nucleotides. RefSeq names its product Rho family GTPase RHO3 (gene rho3). The record is from RefSeq and is a predicted model, not a curated record. Lineage: Eukaryota; Fungi; Ascomycota; Eurotiomycetes; Eurotiales; Aspergillaceae. Gene Ontology annotation, molecular function: GTP binding; GTPase activity. The transcript has 8 exons. Gene Ontology annotation, biological process: small GTPase-mediated signal transduction. Bases 373 to 966 code for a protein of 197 amino acids.